Cygnus atratus (black swan) is the source of this 1028-nucleotide messenger RNA. RefSeq names its product inflammation and lipid regulator with UBA-like and NBR1-like domains (gene ILRUN). Gene Ontology annotation, molecular function: ubiquitin binding. Lineage: Eukaryota; Metazoa; Chordata; Aves; Anseriformes; Anatidae. The transcript is spliced from 5 exons. The coding region runs from base 123 to 998 and encodes 291 amino acids. Gene Ontology annotation, biological process: macroautophagy. Gene Ontology annotation, cellular component: phagophore assembly site. The record is from RefSeq and is a predicted model, not a curated record.
GCCCCCAUGCGGCGCUGAGCGGCGGCGGCGGCGGCCCCGGGAGCGGCCCCGGCAGCGGGGGGGGGAACCCGGACGGGCGGCAGCAGCCCGGGGGGGGUGGCGGUGGAGGCGGCGGAGGAGCCAUGGAGGGCAUGGACGUGGACCUGGACGCGGAGCUGAUGCAGAAGUUCAGCUGCCUGGGCACCACCGACAAGGACGUGCUCAUCGGCGAGUUCCAGCGGCUGCUCGGCUUCCAGCUCAGCCCCGCCGGCUGCGCCUUCUUCCUCGACAUGACCAACUGGAACCUACAAGCCGCCAUCGGAGCCUAUUAUGACUUUGAGAGCCCAAAUAUCAAUGUACCCUCCAUGUCCUUUGUUGAAGAUGUCACCAUCGGGGAAGGGGAGUCCAUCCCUCCUGACACCCAGUUUACAAAAACAUGGAGGAUACAGAACACAGGGACGGAGGCCUGGCCCCCAGGAGUUUGUCUGAAGUAUGUUGGGGGAGACCAGUUUGGCCACGUAAACAUGGUGAUGGUCAGGUCCCUGGAGCCCCAGGAGAUUGCAGACGUCAGUGUUCAGAUGUGCAGCCCCAGCACAGCAGGAAUGUAUCAGGGACAGUGGCGAAUGUGCACUGCCACAGGACUCUAUUACGGAGAUGUCAUCUGGGUGAUCCUCAGCGUGGAAGUUGGAGGACUUCUAGGAGUAACACAGCAGCUGUCAUCCUUUGAAACAGAGUUCAACACGCAACCGCAUCGCAAGGUAGAAGGAAACUUUAACCCGUUCGCCUCUCCGCAGAAGAACAGGCAACCAGAUGAAAACAACCUAAAAGACCCUGGGGGUUCCGAGCUAGGCACAAUCAGCAAAAACACGUGGGGGCCUGCUCCUGACCAAAUCGAACAAGAUCAGAAUGGACUGUCACAAAACUCUGUAAAUCUCUCCCCCAGCAGUCACUCGAACAACUUGUCGGUAGUGACAUACAGUAAGGGUUUCCACGGUCCUUAUCCCUUCGGACAGUCUUAAAACACAAACACACAAAACGGGUAUCGGCAA